Messenger RNA from Scylla paramamosain (green mud crab), 3167 nucleotides. RefSeq lists its product as uncharacterized. Gene Ontology annotation, molecular function: copper ion binding; oxidoreductase activity. NCBI's taxonomy places the organism in Eukaryota, Metazoa, Arthropoda, Malacostraca, Decapoda, Portunidae. The transcript is spliced from 16 exons. The record is from RefSeq and is a predicted model, not a curated record. The coding region runs from base 93 to 2273 and encodes 726 amino acids.
UGUCUGCCAAGCUCUGAGAGUGAGAGGUGUGCGCGCUCUCUCUCUCUCCCACUCACUGCUUGACCAGUCUCUCGUCCCAGCUCCACGAGGCAAUGAAUACCUCUGCUGUGCCUGUCUGUGUGCUGUUCGUGCUGUUUGUCAGACACGCUGCAUCUGAGGUAAUAACGCAAAGUUUGGGAGAGACGGAGGAAACGAUGGAGGAUCUCUCUCACCCGUGCGUGCGUGAGUGCGUGCGCGGGGAGAGUCAAGUGUGCCGGUACACGUUCACGGUGGAAUGGUACACGACAAUGGGAAAAGCCUGUUACGACUGCCCAUUCAACGUGAGCGACUGCGCGCGCCCACACUGUGCCCCCGCGGACGGCUUUGAGCGUGCCAUUGUUACAGCCAAUCGUCGCCUGCCUGGCCCCGCGAUUCACGUCUGUCAGUGGGACGAGGUGGUGGUGGAUGUGGUCAACGAGCUGGGCAGUGACUCCACCACCAUCCACUGGCACGGCAUUCACCAGCGCGGCACUCCUUACAUGGAUGGCGUGCCCUUCCUCACCCAGUGCCCCAUCCCUGCGGGCACUACUUUUAGGUAUCAUUUUCUCGCAGAUCAGCCGGGCACACAAUACUGGCACUCACACUCAGGUUUCCAGAGGACAGACGGGAUGUUCGGGGCCCUGGUGGUGCGGCAGCCGAGGGAGGAGGACCCCCAGCGCGGGCAUUUUGACAGAGAUGAACCGCAACACACACUGGUGCUGACUGAUUGGUUGGAUGGUCUCGGUGUGGCCAAGUUUGUUAACCAUCAUCAUACUGAGCACGACAACAAACCGUACACGCUGUUGGUGAAUGGGCGCGGCAAACAUGUACUGCACGAGAGGGACGAGGUGCGGGCGUACACACCUGUCUAUGAGGCGACCGUCACACCUGGUAAGAGGUAUCGUUUCAGAGCUCUAAGUAACAGCAUUCAAAACUGCCCAAUUGUGGUAUCAGUUGACAACCACACCCUCACCCCAAUUGCCACCGAUGGUCACCCUAUAGAUCCAAUUGAAGUGGAGUCUCUUACUAUAUACGGGGGGGAGCGCUGGGAUUUCGUGGUGAAUGCCAGCCAGGUUCCUGCCCCUUACUGGAUCAAAUUUCAAGGGAUGCUGGACUGUGACGACCGGUUCAAGGCUGCCCAUCAGGUGGCGGUGCUCAGGUACGAAGGGACAGAGGGGUUCCCUGGCAGCCUGGCGGAGGUGAAUUAUAAGUCAACAAUUAGGGAGGGUCUGGAAUUGAACAAACUGAAUGCCGCGCCUGGAGACGGAACCUUCAUAACAGCAGCGGAGAUCCGAGGGGCGGCGCAAGCAAGGGAUGUGUCACGUACCCCAGACUACAAGUUUUGGCUAAAAUUUGACUUCUACGGAAAAGAUAACCCAGCUUUCCACCACCCAGACUUCUACUCUUUCCAUGAAGUGAGGAAGGAGCACCGCCUUUUCACGCCCCAGGUUAACGAUAUAUCCCUGAAGCUGCCCAACGCCCCGCCCCUCUCCCAGCCAGAUGACGUGGACUACAGCGCCUUCUGCAACGCCACCCACAGGAGAAACUGCCUCGGGGACUUCUGCCAUUGUCCACACGUGCUUAAUGUGGAGAGAGACAGCCUGGUGGAGUUGAUAUUAGUGGAUGAAGGUGUGGUAUACUGGGCUAACCAUCCGUUUCACCUACAUGGACACGCCUUCCAAGUGUUAGCGAUGGGAAGACUUGGUGAGAACACAACCAAAGCUAAUGUACAAGCUCUAGACGAAGCGGGGAAACUUAACAGGAAUUUUGACCGUCCUCCUUCCAAGGACACCGUGACAGUACCUGACGGAGGGUACACUGUCAUACGCUUCUUCGCUUCCAACCCUGGUUACUGGUUGUUCCACUGUCACAUAAGCUUCCACAUCGAGGUUGGAAUGGGCCUGGUGUUCCACGUGGGGAGCGGCGAGAUGCUUCCACCCCCUCCACCAAAAUUUCCCACUUGUGGACACUGGAGGCCGGAAGUGGAGCGGGAUUUGAAAGCACAAGUGGAUAAGUACUUUGAAAACCUAAAUGGAAGCGUGGAUGUAAGUGUGGAUCUCCUGCCGGGGGCGUCUGAAGGUGGAGGGAAGGUGGAACUACACGGGCCGAGUUAUUCCACUCCAACAAUGCCCAACACACCUGCAGCGGGGGGUCGAGGUGGAGGAGGUGGAGGUGGUGGUGACAGUGGUGGUGGCCAGAUCAUUUCAUCGUUUUUCUUAUGUAUUUUGUGUGUGUUCGUGUGUUCGUGUGUUUGAGUGUCCGGCCAGGUGGUGAGAGAGAGAGAGAGAGAGAGAGAGAGAGAGAGAGAGAGAGAGAGAGAGAGAGAGAGAGAGAGAGAGAGAGAGAGAGAGAGAAUUAGUCAGUAUUAUUAUUUUAAUUUUUAUUUUCCUAGUGUGUAUAUCUCGUAUGUAUGUUUGUUUGUUUGUUUGUUUGUCUGUCUGUCCGUCUGUCUGUCUGUCAGUGUAAAGCCACGUAAGAAACUCACAAAUACUAAGAUUAAUAAUGAUGAUGAUGAUGAUGAUGAUGAUGAUGAUGAUGAUGAUGAUAACAAUGAUAAUAACAACAACUGCCUUGGGUCUUGUCUUCUUCUUCUUCUUCUUCUUCUUCUUCUUCUUCUUCUUCUUCUUCUUCUUCUUCUUCUUCUUCUUCUUCUUCUUCUUCUUCUUCUUCUUCUUCUUCUUCUUCUUCUUCUUCUUCCCGUCUUCGUCUUCUUUUUCAUAACUUUUGAUCAUCACCAUCUUCAUCAUACCCCCUACUUCCUCCUCCUCCUCCUCCUCCUCCUCCUCCUCCUCCUCCUCCUCCUCCUCCUCCUCCUCCUCCUCCACCUCCUCCACUUAGCAUUAUUACUUAAGGCAUUCCAAGCACUAUUUUUAACUACCUAAUUAUUCUUACACUAAUUCACGUAGUUGUUAAAGCCGAGGUGCACAGAUUUAUAUUCCAGAUGAUAUAUUAGACAGAGAGAGAGAGAGAGAGAGAGAGAGAGAGAGAGAGAGAGAGAGAGAGAGAGAGAGAGGUCUUACUUUUUUUUAUCUUCAUUACUAUAAACUCACAUUUUAGCUUUGAAUUUUAUAUUGUGCUGCAAAUAAGGUACAUAAUAUAUACUUUGUUAUAAUAAUAGGAGCAGCAGUAGUAAUAAGAAUGAUAGUAAU